Molecule: messenger RNA, 2052 nt
Organism: Ostreococcus tauri
Lineage: Eukaryota; Viridiplantae; Chlorophyta; Mamiellophyceae; Mamiellales; Bathycoccaceae
Product: Protein kinase-like domain
Exons: 1
Coding region: 1-2052 (683 amino acids)
Biological process (GO): protein phosphorylation
Molecular function (GO): ATP binding; protein kinase activity
Source: RefSeq, a predicted model, not a curated record
AUGGAUUCGCCGACGGAUGGGAAUUCGAUGACGUCAACCUCGUCCUCGACGCGGGCGAGCUCUCUCGGCGCGGGCGACGGCGCGGAGGCGGCGACGUCGGCGCAGCUCUCCGCGGCGAGAAGGGGGCGGUCGCCACUGAGGUACGACCCGGAGGCGAGCGCGAAGCGGUUCUCGAGAGAUCCGCUGGCUGUCGCGGGACGCAGCGCGGAGAUCGCCGGGACGUUGAGUUCAUUCGCGGCGAGCGUGGCGAUGGAUUAUCAGCGAGGUGAGGUGGAGAAGAACGCUCGUAAGCGGGCGGGUGAGUUGAAGGAGAAACUCACGAGGUUAGGGCCGGCGUUCGUGAAGGUUGGGCAAGCGCUGAGCACGAGACCGGAUUUGUUGCCGACGCAGUACUUGGAGGAGCUGAGCGCGCUGCAGGACGCGUUACCGACAUUUUCAGAUGCCGAUGCGUUCGCGUUGGUUGAGAAGGAGCUCGGACGGCCGAUGGAUCAAAUGUUCGAUCGAAUAUCGCCGUCGCCGAUCGCGGCGGCGAGCUUGGGGCAGGUGUACAAGGCGAAGACGAAGGACGGGCGAGACGUCGCGCUCAAGGUACAGCGCCCGAGCAUAGAGGCUGGGUUAGAUUUAGAUUUCUACCUCAUCAGAACGGGGGCCACGAUCAUCGAUAAGCUGGUGACGUCGUUGAACACGUCCGUGGUCGAGCUCGUGGAUGAGUUCGCGGCGCGGGUGUUCAUGGAGUUGGAUUACGUCGAGGAGGGGCGAAACGCAGAGCGUUUCGCGCGUUUGUACGGCGAUCGAACGGACAUUGUCGUGCCGGGGAUCGAGUGGGAUAUGACGUCACCGCGCGUGAUCACAAUGGAGUGGAUUCAGGGCACGAAGCUGAGCGACCAGGAAUCGCUCAAAGCGCAGGGGUUAGACGUGCUCGCUUUGGUGGACACGGGAAUCCAAUGCUCUCUGCGUCAGCUCCUUGAGUUUGGUUACUUUCAUGCGGAUCCGCACCCUGGCAAUUUACUGGCGACGCCGGAUGGGAAGUUGGCCUUCUUAGACUUUGGAAUGAUGAGCGAGAUGCCGGAGAGUGCUCGAUACGCUAUUAUCGAUCACGUCGUGCACUUGGUGAAUCGAGACUACGUCGCGAUGGCAAAUGAUUAUUAUGCGCUGGGCUUCCUGGAUGAGAGCGUCGACGUCACGCCCAUCGUUCCUGCGCUCGAGGAGUUUUUCGACGACGUACUGGAAGCUACCGUGGAAGAAUUGAAUUUCAAGACCAUCACCGAUGGCCUUGGGGCGGUGUUAUACAAGUACCCGUUCAAUGUCCCGGGUUACUAUGCGUUGAUCUUGCGUUCGCUCACCGUGCUCGAGGGCUUGGCGUUGACGACGGAUCCAAAGUUCAAGGUCCUGGCGAAGGCGUACCCGUACAUGGCACGUCGUCUACUUACGGACCCGCGGCCACAGCUUCGCGAUUCCUUCGCCGAGCUCCUCUUCAAGGAUGGCACGUUCCGAUGGAACAGACUCGAAAAUUUAUUGCGCGAGGGCAGCAAGAGCGAUGACUACGACGCCGCUGCCGUCGUCCCGCCCCUCAUCGAGCUCGCCAUCGGCGAGGACAAGCCCGGUGAGGCGAAGAACACGCUUCGCCCGCUCAUUGAGGCGGAGACCGUGCGCGUGCUCGAGGCUAUUCUCCUCGGCACCGCGAUGGACUCGGCGAAAUCGGAUGGACUCGCGCCGCUCGUCAAUGCGCUCCCCGCGCAGCUUCGCGCGCUCCCACCGUUGACGUUCGGCAACGCCAAGCAAGAGGCCAAGCUCAUGAAAAAGCGCGAGCAAAUUAUGCGCAUCGUCGACAUUUACUCCGCCUCCAAGGGAUUUGACCCUCAAAAGCUCACCCCUGUCGCGGAUGCGCUGCGUCAACCCUCCGCCGGCGGCUUCGUCCAGCGCGUCGCCGCCGGUCUGGCCGAACGCAUCGCCGCCCGCGUCGUUAACGUCUUCCUCCUUACCGGUGAGCCCGUUAACGCCACCCCCACUUCGUCCAAAGACGUCAGCGCCACCGCCGCGAGGGCGAGAUAG